Messenger RNA from Pediculus humanus corporis (human body louse), 987 nucleotides. Its product is annotated as mitochondrial brown fat uncoupling protein, putative. The record is from RefSeq and is a predicted model, not a curated record. Gene Ontology annotation, biological process: mitochondrial transport; response to cold. NCBI's taxonomy places the organism in Eukaryota, Metazoa, Arthropoda, Insecta, Psocodea, Pediculidae. Gene Ontology annotation, cellular component: mitochondrial membrane. The transcript has 7 exons. Bases 1 to 987 code for a protein of 328 amino acids.
AUGCCAUCAGCAGUUCCACCUUCUCUUCUCAGUUCAAAUUCUGACUCACAAGAGUUUUUUAAUAAGAGACUUGAUUAUUCUAAACUUAUAGCCACCUAUAUAAUGUCGGUUCUGGCCGCAAGUAUAGCAGAAAUUGUUACCUAUCCUCUAGACCUCACCAAAACAAGGCUUCAAAUUCAAGGGGAAAGAGCUGGUCAUUUUGGAAAAAAUGUAGUUCGCAGAGGCAUGUUACACACUGCCAUUGGAAUUGUACACGAGGAGGGAUUAUUAAAAUUAUGGAAUGGUAUCACUCCUGCUCUUUACAGACAUGUUAUAUACUCAGGAGUUAGAAUAGUAAGUUAUGAGACACUUAGAGAUAAAAUUCUUGAUAAAGAUCCAGAUAGAAAAUUUUCUUUAUGGAAAUCUGCUGUUACUGGAGCUGCUUCUGGAGCUUUUGCACAGUUUCUAGCCAAUCCCACAGAUUUAGUAAAAGUACAAAUUCAAAUGGAAGGAAAAAGAAAAUUACUAGGUUUAGAACCUAGAGUUCACAGUACAUAUCAUGCUUUUAAAAAAAUUUUAAAAGAAAAUGGCAUCAGAGGUCUUUGGAAAGGUUCUAUUCCCAACAUUCAAAGAGCUGCCUUAGUAAAUUUAGGGGAUUUAACAACUUAUGACACUGCAAAACAAUUUAUUUUAAAAAACACAUCAUUAACCGAUAAUCAUUGUACUCAUGUUUUAUCUAGUGCUUGUGCUGGUUUAGUAGCUGCAACAGUGGGAACUCCUGCUGAUGUCGUAAAAACUAGAAUAAUGAAUCAGCCUACAGAUAAAAAUGGAAGAGGUUUAUUGUAUAAAUCUUCUUUAGAUUGUUUAAAAAAAACAAUUCAAGAUGAAGGUAUAUUAGCAAUUUAUAAGGGAUUUUUACCAAUUUGGAUAAGAAUGGCUCCUUGGUCUUUGACAUUUUGGCUUUCUUUUGAACAAAUUCGACAUACAAUGGGAGUAAGAGCUUUUUAG